AUGCCUGCUGAACUGACUCGUUCCCUCGAGAGCGCCACCGACUCGUUUCACCAGGAUUUCGCAAGAGUGUUCAAUCCCCGCAAGCCGUUCAAGACGGACCAGCAUGUUGAAUUUUCAAAAACCGUGCUGUCGAAUCUGCUCGCCGGCCUAGGCUAUUUCCAUGGUACGACCAAGGUCGAUACGUCCAACUAUGCCGAGACGACUGCCAAGUUCUGGGAGGUGGCGGAAGAGGCCAGCAAGCAUGCUGUACCGGAGACGAGAGGGCCGUACGAACUCACCUCGUUUACGCCUUCGCGUUCCGUCUUUCCGCGGGGCUUUUGGGGGGAUGAGGGGUUUCAUCUUCUCCCUGUCAUGGAAUGGGAUGUCGAUCUGGCCCUGGAGGUGCUGCAGAACUGGCUUGCGCUCAUGGAUGAGGACGGCUGGAUUGCGAACGAGCAGGUUCUGGGCGAGGAAGCAGAGGGCACAACACCUGAAUCCCUCAUACAGUACCCGCACCUUGCGAGUCCACCAACCAUGUUCUUGGCGGUGGACAAGUUUGUCGACAUGCUCGAGGGCACUACCGAGUACCACGGCCGCAAGUCCUUGUAUCUGCGCAACCCUGAGACGGGGACAGCGCUGUUGGCGGACUUGUACGUAAAGUUGCAGAAGCACUAUCAGUGGUUCCGUACCUCGCAGUCAGGAGACGUGGAGAUUCACUCCAUUCCCUCUGCGAACCUCGACGAGGGCUACCGAUGGCGAGGCCGCACGCCCGAAACCAACGUAGCCAGCGGCCUCGACGACUUUCCACGCCCCGAACCGCCCGAUGUCACUGAACUCCAUCUUGACGCCCUAUGCUGGGUCGGCGUCAUGGCGCGGACACUGCAACGCAUCGCGACCCUACACCCCUCGACCGCCUCCGACUUACCCACCUACCAAACCCAACUCCGCAACAUCCUCAAGAACAUAGACGCCCUACACUGGGACGCCCAAAACCAAGUCUACUGCGACGCCGUCGUCCGCAACGACAAACACACCCUCACCCCCACCACCCGCACCUAG
Plenodomus lingam JN3 is the source of this 1038-nucleotide messenger RNA. Lineage: Eukaryota; Fungi; Ascomycota; Dothideomycetes; Pleosporales; Leptosphaeriaceae. The record is from RefSeq and is a predicted model, not a curated record.